AUCGGGUAUGCCACGCGCCGUGGAAAGGGGUUUCAGUGUUCACCAGUGUCAUCUGCAGAGGAAUGUCUAGGGCCUCGCUCCAAAACCCAAAACCCGCUACUCACCAUUCGUAAUCAAUUCCAUCGAUUAGCAAUUUAGCGCGCACACACACACAUCUACGUAUCGCCAUCGCUAUUCUUUGGUUGUUUUUCCUGCCAUUUUCAGCCCCAUUACAGGAUGGAGUCCGAAGCAGAACUUCCUAAAACCCUAACGACAAGACACAAAUGCGCAGCAUGUUUCAAACAGUAUAACAAGAGGGAGCAUCUAAUUGAACACAUGAAGACCUCUUACCACUCUGUUCAUGAGCCUAAAUGUGGGGUGUGUCAAAAGCACUGCAAGUCAUUGGAGUCAUUAAGAGAGCAUAUUGCCGGUCCAUUGUCCAGAGCAAACUGUUCGAGGAUCUUAGCUGAACGAGGUUGCAAACUUUGUUUGGAAAUUUUUGACAGCCCUACUUCUCUUAGGGAACACAAGGAGAUUUGUCGCCUACCUGUCCCUGCUCCCCUAGGAACAGAGAAGAUGCCUUGUACAGAGGCGGAAAUUGAUAUUUCGGUUGUAAACAAUGGAAAUCACGGUGCAGGUACUGAGGCAAUUGCAAUAGAUUGUGAAAUGGUUGGUGGUGGAAGUGAUGGAUCUCUUGAUCUCUGCGCACGGGUAUGCCUUAUUGAUGAAGACGAGAAGCUGAUUUUCCACACUUAUGUGCUACCUCAAAUACCUGUCACCAAUUAUAGGUAUGAAGUCACUGGGAUAACAGAGGAGCAUUUGAGAGAUGCUAUGCCACUCAAGGAAGUGCGAGACAAAGUUUUGCAAUUUUUGUACAAUGGAGAAUGCAUCGGGAGACUACGGUUGGAUGGGGGAAAAGCUAGACUUCUUGUGGGCCAUAACCUGGAGCAUGACUUGGAUUGCUUGAGAAUGAAUUAUCCUGAUCAUUUGCUGAGGGAUACUGCAAAGUACCGUCCGUUAAUGAAAACAAAUAUGGUCAGCCACUCGCUCAAGUACCUGACCCGCACAUAUCUAGGGUAUGAUAUCCAGUUAGGGGUGCAUGAUCCCUAUGAAGAUUGUGUCUCCGUAAUGAGGUUGUACAAGAGAAUGUGUGCCCAAGAUCACCAGGUGGGGGAGAUUGGAGCAUCCAUGGCUGCCCAACAUACCAAUAGCAUUGACUAUUGGUCAUCCAAAGAUCUUGAGAAGAUGGGUCCAGAUGAGCUUUUUGAGAUAUCCAGAUCAAACUACAGAUGCUGGUGUUUGGAUUCAGGGGUGUGCAGACUUGAUGUAUUCCCUUCCUCUGGGGAACCAGUGUUCAUCAAUGCAUUUCAUUGAGUGUGGGCGUUUAUAUGGUUAUUUUGUAUUUUUGGGAGUUAAAUGGUGUUUAUAUGGUAAGAAUUGGGCAUUGUACACUUUGAUCCCCCUCACUUGUUUCACAUUUGCAUCCUUAAUUUUAAUGUUUCUCUCUUAUUAGUUGUGUU
Ilex paraguariensis (yerba mate) is the source of this 1499-nucleotide messenger RNA. The record is from the annotation of a GenBank genome assembly. NCBI's taxonomy places the organism in Eukaryota, Viridiplantae, Streptophyta, Magnoliopsida, Aquifoliales, Aquifoliaceae.